This is a messenger RNA of Acaromyces ingoldii, 2682 nucleotides long. RefSeq names its product TFP11-domain-containing protein. The coding region runs from base 1 to 2682 and encodes 893 amino acids. The record is from RefSeq and is a predicted model, not a curated record. Gene Ontology annotation, molecular function: nucleic acid binding. NCBI's taxonomy places the organism in Eukaryota, Fungi, Basidiomycota, Exobasidiomycetes, Exobasidiales, Cryptobasidiaceae. Gene Ontology annotation, cellular component: U2-type post-mRNA release spliceosomal complex. The transcript has a single exon. Gene Ontology annotation, biological process: spliceosomal complex disassembly.
AUGCGACCCACAUUUGGCGCAGGGAUCGGAGCCAAGACGGGGCCGACUGCUCAGGAGAGGCAGUCCGACACAGACUUGGAAAAGGGAGGCUUCAGACCGGCCACGUUCGUCUCGUCUCGCGGCGGCAUUGGGGCACGACCACCUCCGGCCACAGGCGAGGAUGCAGGGGACGACGUCGAAGAACGAGGAGGGAUAGGAAGCAGAGGAGGCAUCGGAAGCAGGGGAGGCAUUGGUAGCGGCCGAGCGGGAAUAGGAAGCCGCGGAGGACUGGGCAGUGGUGAGGCGGCGCAGCAUCCCACCUUUGCGCCCAGCCAGCUGUCCGAGGCCGGCGUUCCUUCUUCGUUUGGUGCAGCAGAGAAGGUGGCUCCUUCUUCCGCCUUUUCUCAAAGGUCGUCUUCGUUCGCUGGUCAGCGACACCAGCCAUCAGGUGCAAAUGGCGGAGGAGCUGCUCCCAAGACCAACAUCCGCUUCGGGACAGGAUUGGGGGGAGGAUUCGACCCGAGCAAAUACCUUGCCCAGAUGGGCUGGAGCGGUGGCGGCCUGGGUAGAAACGGCGAGGGCAUUGUGAAUCCAAUUGAGGUGAUGCAGCGGCCCUCAAAGGCUGGGUUGGCCUUUGGCGGGCGCAAGGAAAAGACAAAGCAGGCCAAAGACGAGGCACGGCGGCGAGGCGAGGAGGUCAGCACCGAUGAGGACGAGAGGGAGGCGAGGCGGAAGCGGGACAAGAGGCGAGCAAACAAAAAGGAUCAGACGGCAAAGGAGCAGGACAAGCAGAGACAGCAGGCUUGGACGACGGCCGACAGCAAGAAGAAGCCGCGCAAGCCCAAGGUCCAGCACCGCACCUACGAGCAGAUCAUCGAGGAGCAUGGCGGGGGCAGUGGUGGCGCGGCAGCCACGAGCGACGUGGGACAGAUCAUCGAUGCGACAGGCAAAGAGAUGCGAGAGGUAUCCUCACUCAGUGCCGCAUUGGCUCACCACGCCGUCCCCACGAGCGACACGACGAAGCUACCCGAGUUGCGACACAACCUGCGCCUUAUCUGCCAGAACAGCCAGUCGAAUCUGGACACGCUGGCACGACAGGGCAGUGCAGUCAUGGAGCGCAAAAAGUGGCUCGUCAGGGAGCGCGAUGAGUCCCUGAGACGUAAAGCCCGCCAUGAGACAGAGGCCAAGCGGCUGUCGUCGCUGCUGGCAGUCGUGCGUCAGCUCGAGAAGCUCGGCCGCGAGGCUCAAUCCGACAACAGCCUCGUCGAUCUUGAGGUAUUCACCCCAGCAGUCAAGGCCCUCGUCGAGGAGCAUGCCCAAGAGAUCCAAGCCGCGAGACUUGACGAGGCCGUCGUGGGCGCCGUCGUGCCCGUCAUGCGUCGCCUUCUGUCCCACUGGUUGCCUCUCGAGGAGCCAGCGCUGUGUGUCACGACCUUGAGAAAGUGGAAGCCUGCCCUGGCCAUCGAGAGCGACGCCGAGGCGAGGGCCAAGAGCAAGGAGGCAAAGAUCAUGACGCCCUACGAAAGCCUGGUCUGGAAUCUGUGGAUGCCACCUGUCCGCUCCGCACUCAACAAUGAGUGGGAGCCGAGCGACUCACAAGGAGCCAUCAACCUUAUUGAGGCCUGGAAGAGCAUCCUGCCUGCAUUUGUCCGCGACAAUGUCACACAGCAGCUCAUCCUUCCCAAGCUGAAGCGUGCCGUGGCAGAAUGGGAGCCGCCCAGAGCACAGGAGGACCAAGAGAAGGGAGCCUUGCACCGACUCGUGUUUCCCUGGCUGCCCGUGCUGGGAGACCAGAUGGACGACGUUCUGCAAGAUGCUAAGCGGCGACUACGGGCCACCGUGAAAGCGUGGAGGGUAUCGAGGAGCCUGCCUGCACACUUGGCCGUCUGGCGACCAGUCUUUUCUUCACGGGAAUGGGAUUCAAUGUGCCUAGCCCAUGUCGUGCCCAAGCUUUCUGCCCACCUUCGCGCCGAAUUCAAGGUCGACCCCACAGACCAAAAAAUGGAUGCCCUCGAGGACGUCCUGGCCUGGCGGUCCUCGGACGUGCUUCGACCUUCGAUUCUCUCCAAAGUCCUUGCGAGGGACUUUCUGCCCAAAUGGCUCGAGGCUCUCUAUCAGCUACUCAUUGACCCGAGAGCGAAUUUGGCAGAGGUGGCGCAGUGGUAUCAGUUCUGGAAAUCAUGGUUUCAGCAAAGGCUCGGCGAAAAUGCCGGCGUGCUCAGUCUGCAGAGGGGGUUUCAGAGGGCACUCGAAACUAUGCAACAUGCAAUCGAGCUGGGCGACGCGAGGAGCGCCCAGACUCUGCAGAGGCCCUCACUCGAAGGGUUGGCAACGCGCGACGGCGAGGUGCUUCAAGCUCGAGGCGAGAGCAGGCCAACACAACGCCAGAGUGGUGGCCUACAAGACCUACGGGCCCACGGAGCCGAUGGUCAGAAAGAAGAUGACACAACCUUUAUCGACAUCGUCAGCGAGGCGGCGUCCGAUGCCGACCUACUCGUUCAGGCACUCAACCGGAGAGGGGGACCUGAAGGGGCGCAUUCACUCCUACGCCUCUCGCGGGGCAUCGACGGGAAAGGCGGCGUCACUUUUUACAUUGAGGGUGAUGUCAUCUUCCGAGAGCAGAGGAGCGCGACGAUGGCGGCCCAGACGGUCUACGAACCAAUCUCCAUCUCUGACCUCAUCGAGACGGUUGCAAAAAAGUGA